UAACUGGAUUUAAUCAACGCGAGUCUGGAGCUCGUGGGUGGAGUUACUGAAACUUGAAUUAUUUCGUAUACAAACUUUACCUUGAAAACUCUCUCCUUGAAUAAUCUUUUAUUCAAAUUUCUUUGUUGUUUUGUACCGUAAUGAUAACAUUCUUUAUCACAUCUGAUAAGCCUUAUCGUGGGUAUCGAGAGCAGCAGUUGUGUGUAGGCCCAGGGUUGUAGAUUCAGACUCGCCCGUUGUUUAACACACAAAGCGGAUACGUCUGAUAUACUCCAGUUUUAUUAAGAGAUUAUACCUUCUGUGAAUGAACAUUUAUGUGCAAAAAUAGUUUUACGCGUUCGCCUGAACUUGAGGCAACGCGUGUAUUAUGUUUGUGCAUGGGGAAGCAGUAGCAGCUGCGUGUUGGGGUGUAUGUGGGGGACAGCAGCGUUGAGGGGAGGAGGCGGUAUCGGUCGAUAUCAGAUAUCAUGGCGUUGGUAUCGAAGGUGGGGGUUCGUUCCAAGCUCGGCCUCACUUCCUUCCCAACCUCCGCUAUACCAUCACAGCUUCUCGCUCUCUUCCGCUCCGUAUUUCGAGUUCUCUUGAUACUGAGUGCCGCAACACAGUGUAGUGUUUACGUGUCCUCGAUUGAUGCGGGUGUUCCGUGUUUACAUUUAAGUGCUUUAGGUGUAUUUUGUGCGUGAUAUUCUUCUGUAAUGGCGGCAGCUGAGAGCGCCAUUGAUAGUGGGCUGGUAUCGAACUUACCGAAUAUCGGAGCCAAGCCAGUAUCGGAAACUUGCGCCGCUGCCUCCGUAUCUUCUUCUGUUGAAACGAGUGACGAGGUUGCCGCUGCGUUCGCUGCUGCGUGCGCCUCAAACUCUUUCAGCGGAGACUCAGUUGGUCCUGGCACUGCUCCUGCUUCAGGUGUUGCUGCCUCGUCUGCGAAUUCAGGACGAAGAACUUCACGCGUUUGGCUCUAUUUUAGCAUGAUUGACAACUACCACUACGCCUGCAAACUAUGCCAGUUCGUAGGCACGUACACCAAUACGACCAACAUGCGCAAGCAUAUACAACACCACCAUCCAGAACGGUACCAGGACAUUCUUGAUCAUACCCGUCACAUCACUCGACCAAAUCUACAACACUAUUGCCCCAUGGAGAACUCUCAGCAGCAGCAACUUUCUUUAGCCGGUACUCCAGAUCUACAAAUGCAAUAUAGAACUGGAGAAAGAAGCGUUCCUGUCAGCUAUCAAAAUUAUCUGCAAAUUCCAUCACACCUUCCUUUUGCUCAUCCAAUGCCUUUUGAAGUGCCAGAAAAGUCUCCGGCAGAAGUCAAACCCUUCGUUGUCGGUCACAAUCGCUUCACUGGCCAGCUAGGAACGCUCGCUAACUCCAGUGUUGCUGCCACCAUGUGCAACAACAACCAAAGUGGCGCUCCUAAACGUCGAUUCGAUGAGACCUUUGCCAAUAAAAAGUAUGAGAACACUGCGGCUCGCUCUAGUGGCCUACGUGGCCAUCGCUCAAAUGUUGUGAACGUACGCAAUUUUUCAUACGAUGAGCAAGAGGAUAUGAGAGGUGCCUCUGCCGAAUCUCCUGCAGGGCCUGAAUCAAUGGGAAUGGAAUUUUCUGCUCGCUAUAAGCAAUUUGUCUCGUCGCAUUCUUCUCAGGUUAAGACGCGGAUAAAUUCAUCUGAAGGUUUUGACUCGCUUAAGAAUGAAAGUCAAGACGGUGUCGUUGGCCAGCGGUCUAUGUUGCAAGACGACAACGGCGAGCUAUCCUCGGGGGGAGGUUCGGUGGGUCUAAGCGGCAUUGAGGCCGUGGUGGCUGCGGCCGCCGCUGCCGCAGCGGCUGCGGGGGACCCUGGGCCGGCCGUGAGCGGAGCCUCGCAGACCUCUACGGACAACCACAUGAUGAUGGGGGGCGGGGCUAUGACGUCAUCAAUCAGCAGCUCUGCCGCGGCCAGGGAAGCCGCCAUCGGCAUGAGUCCUCCAUCGGUUACAUCGCCCAAUAAACCAGAGAGCUACCAGCUGCGCCACAACAACCACCUGAGCUUGGUGCUCAACCAACUGGCUGAAGACGAAGCCUUUAUGGACGUAACACUCACGGCUGAGGGACGCUCUGUGAAGGCACAUAAGAGCGUGCUGUCAGCAGUGAGUCCUUAUUUCUCUGCCGUGCUGCGUGCUAACCCGUGUCAGCAUCCUAUCAUCAUCAUGCCACGAGACGUGCGAUAUGCUGAACUUUCCAACAUCAUCAUGUACAUUUACAAGGGCGAAAUGACGGUGUCGGCUGAAGACCUGCCAUCCCUCCUGAAGACCGCCGAACUUUUGCGGAUCACUGGACUAAGUCCAGGCGAGAACGCGACAUCUUCGCAACAACCCCUGACGCGCACCACUAACCUCUCCUCCUCAUCCUCCACCGUCACCGCCAACUCUUUCGCGGGACUCUUCAACGGAUCCAUGAAUCCUACCUCUACCUCCUACAGCACACCUCCUCACUCUGAGUCAUCUCGAGUCCUAGGCUCGCCCCGGCACGAGCAUCUCCUGCAGACAACGCCUAUCAAAAAGUCCAGCGGCAGCUGCCUUGCCAAAGCUACUCCCGUUAGAAUCGAGUCGCCCACACCAGAUCCUACGAUGCUUAAUCCUUCAGAUUUUAUGGACCUUGACAUGACUUGCGUUAAAGAGGAACUCAACAGCGAGGAAGAAGAUGAGGAAGACAUCCCCAAGUCCCCUAGUCCGAAGGAGGUAACGACUCCACCGCCAGUAGAGAACCCACUCUCCUCAGACUCACGGGACCGUCACCCUCCUGAUGCCCGCCUUGACCAAGAAGACCCUGACACUCAACCGAACCUGGAAGCCGCUUCCGACGACCAUGACUCUUCUCACCUGCGCCAAUCAUCACAUCAGUCGAGCUCAUCUCCCGCCGGCCAGCGCGAAGACUCGGAUAACGAAAUUAAACGCAGCUCAUUGAAAACUCUCGCCAAUCUCGCCAGCCUAGAUACCCCGACCAACUUAUCGCCCUGUGACGACUCUUCUUCUUCGUCAUCAUCUUCUCUGCCUGAUACCAGUGAAAUUCUGCCUAACGUUUGUCCGUAUUGUUCUGAGUACGUUGUUGGCAAUGACAUGAGCUCUCACCUAUCGACCAAACAUGCUUUCAAACCAGCGUUCAUUUGUUCAGAAUGCCAGAGGGUGUUUACAAGGAAGAAUGUGCGAGAAAUGCACGCCAAAGAUUGUAAAAAAGAAACCUAGGUAUGAAUACAGUGUUCUGACUCCAUAUUGCCUGAUAUUAAUUCGGGGACAUGGACAGUAUUGAAAGCGCUUUAUAAUCGAAAUACCUUCAAAUUAUCUAUACGACUUGUAUAUAAGAUACGUUCAGUAAAUUGAAAUCUCCCACCACCAGCAGAUAUUAUGUAGGUUAAAUAUUCUGUGCAAAUGCGUUCAAAAAGUGUCUGAUUGAUAUCUCACUAAAUAAAUCGUUUAUAGGAUGUAUAACUUCAACCAUUUAAGAUGAACAUUUGUUUGUUAUUUUUUGAGCAGUUCAAUAAAUCAUUUUAAAUUCUAAGAAAUAGGUACGUACGAAAAACAAUAAUCACUUUCAAACUGUGAGCAGCUAUAAUAAUUUUUGGAUCUUUACUGUAUAGAUAGAUUAAAAAGUUUUUCAUUAUUUUCCAAGUAUUGUCGUCCUUUAAAUUACCAUAAGUAAUUUACUUGUUACUGAAUAUUAUUUAAAAACAACUGCUAAAUUAUGACAAUUAUGACACAGAUUGCCGUGCAUGACUGCAUUGGAUCGCACCGCGUAACGCGUUUAUCGGCGAGCUGCGACACAAAAUGUUUCAUUUGUCAAGCCCUGAAAUGUGGACGCUUAGUGACUACAGAAUGGAAGUGUUGAGUUAUGAAAACAGCUAUGCAUCAUCAUCCUUUUUCCACGGUUAGAGGCCUUGUAAUUCAUAGCAUAACGCUAUUUUUUAACGGUUUUGCGAUGUUCUCAAAGUCUGAUGUUAAUAUUUAUCUUCAAUAUUUGUGAGUGUUUUCUGUUUCAAGUUUUCGUGAAGUAUUUGUAUGUAUUUCUUACGUGGUGCUGUUGUACAUUGUAAAAUGUGCUUGUCUAGUACAUUUUAAGUGCAAUUUGUAGUAAUGUAUAUUUACUUUAGAUGACAGUUUAUGAAAUAUUUGUCGCUUUUAACAGUAUUUUUGUCAGCAUGGAUCGUUAUAUUCUAAGAAAAUUGAGGGAAAACAACAAUUUUGUCACAUUUGAUAAUUGCUUGAAAAAAAUAUGCUCCUAAUAACGUCAUCGCAAUUCUGUUAAUACUUAUAGUAUACUACUAUGUAAGAUAAUAAGAGUAUUGUAGUUAUACAAUGUGCAAGCAGUAGUGUCUUAAGGAUAACUUUUCUGUGAAUAUUUCUUUUUGACUUAAUCUUAGUGUAAAAUAAACGUGCGAAAAGAA
Hyalella azteca is the source of this 4420-nucleotide messenger RNA. Its product is annotated as protein bric-a-brac 1. Lineage: Eukaryota; Metazoa; Arthropoda; Malacostraca; Amphipoda; Hyalellidae. Gene Ontology annotation, molecular function: protein binding; DNA binding. Gene Ontology annotation, cellular component: nucleus. The transcript has 7 exons. The record is from RefSeq and is a predicted model, not a curated record. Gene Ontology annotation, biological process: regulation of transcription by RNA polymerase II. Bases 696 to 3224 code for a protein of 842 amino acids.